This is a messenger RNA of Penicillium paradoxum, 870 nucleotides long. RefSeq names its product Voldacs domain-containing protein. Gene Ontology annotation, cellular component: cytosol; spliceosomal complex. NCBI's taxonomy places the organism in Eukaryota, Fungi, Ascomycota, Eurotiomycetes, Eurotiales, Aspergillaceae. Bases 1 to 870 code for a protein of 289 amino acids. Gene Ontology annotation, biological process: mRNA cis splicing, via spliceosome. The transcript has 2 exons. The record is from RefSeq and is a predicted model, not a curated record.
AUGGAGGUCCUUACCAACUCCCCCGAAGCCUCCUCCUUCGUACCGCUGGCCGAACACCAGUCGCGCACCCCAACCUCAUUCUACUCCGGACCCCCAGUAUUGUAUCACCACAGCCAGCGCUGCAAGAUCGUUGUUCUAGAGCGCGAGCUCCUCGCCAACCCAUUGCUCAAUGCCCUGCGUGGCACCGACAGCGUCACCAGCGGUGACGGCGACGAGAAAGAGGUCGCAAUCGCAGACGUGGACACAUGGGUGACAUCCGACAAAUUCUUCCUCUUCUCCCCAGCGGCCUCAACAGGCGUGUCAAUCCCCUAUCCCUCGAUCUCCCUCCACGCACUCCAACGCCUGCGCGUCCCAGGCACCGACGCCGAAGUCCAGGGUCUGUACAUGCAGAUCGCCACACCUGGCCCACCUACCGAGGACGACGAAGAGGAGGAAUGUGUCGCGAUCACAGUUGUAUUGCCUGCCGACGCCCCGGCGCAGGAGUCCGUCGAUGCCGAGCCCGAAACCGAGACGCCUACUCAACAGCUCUACGGUGCUGUGUCGGCUUGCUCCUAUCUACACCCGGAUCCGGUGGAGGAUGAUUCAGAUGACGAGGAUGCGGGUUCUAAGUUUAUCACGGCCGAGGAGCACGAGGGUGUCUACCAGACUGGGAACGGUGAUAUGCCCCCGCCUGUUCCUGGUAGCUCGGGAUGGAUCACUGCGGAGAAUAUGGGCCAGUUCUUUGAUGCGGAUGGAAAUUGGAUUGCGGGUGGUGAGGGACCUUCUUUCCCUCUUGGGCCUGGGGCUGGAACUGUCCGGGCCCGGGAGGAGGAAAAUGGUGUUGAACAGAACGGGAACGAGGAUGAGUCCAAGUGGCGCAAGACAGAUUGA